Sinocyclocheilus grahami is the source of this 1044-nucleotide messenger RNA. Its product is annotated as tyrosine-protein kinase STYK1-like. Gene Ontology annotation, cellular component: signaling receptor complex; plasma membrane. NCBI's taxonomy places the organism in Eukaryota, Metazoa, Chordata, Actinopteri, Cypriniformes, Cyprinidae. The transcript is spliced from 7 exons. Bases 109 to 807 code for a protein of 232 amino acids. Gene Ontology annotation, molecular function: ATP binding; transmembrane receptor protein tyrosine kinase activity. The record is from RefSeq and is a predicted model, not a curated record. Gene Ontology annotation, biological process: cell surface receptor protein tyrosine kinase signaling pathway; multicellular organism development; positive regulation of kinase activity.
CAAAAUCAACCUUCAUGCUCAAACAAGGUGCCUCUAACAAAAUCAGCCAAAAAGAUACUUUUCCACCUUUAUUCCAGUAAGUUUUGGAAAUGUUAAAGGGACCCCCUUAUGGCUGUACAGGCCCAGUGCAACAGCUCCUCUGGCUCUGACCCAGUCUGUUAUGAAGAAGGAUCAGGUCCAUUGGCAGUCAUUAUUAUCCCAAGCUUGCUGGCUCUCAGCACCCUGAUCAUUGUGUCUCAGAUCAUAUGGAGCUUUAUUACUAAAAGAUCAUCAGCUCAGAUUAUCACAGGUUCAUCUUUAAAUGUAAAUGAUGGGGAUGUCGCAGCCCGGAAUGUGUUGAUCGGUUCAGGGCUCUCUGUCAAAGUCUCUGGAUUGGAUUUGGCUUUUAAGAGUCGACAAUCAAAAACGGUGGACAACGAACAAGAAGCCAAUGUGCCGGUAAAAUGGCAGGCGCCUGAACGGAUGAUGAGGCUUCCCCUAACAGACAGGAGUGAUGUAUGGUCCUUUGGAAUCCUGCUUUAUGAGAUGAUAACCCUGGGGUCUCCCCCCUAUCCUGACCUGGAUCCAUCUGAAGUGCUGCCAAACAAUUUAGCCAAUUACCGGAUGAAAAGACUAGAAAACUGUGGAGCCCCAUUAUAUGACUUAAUAAAGUACUGCUGCAUGUGGAACUUCAAGGACCGGCCGGUCUAUUCUGCCAUUAUUCAGCUUCUAGACUCGUACAGCUACCUCGCUGACACAAAACCACUUCACUCUGAACAGCAUAUGGACAUCUGUGAAUACAGGAGGAAAGCAGGACUGCCUCCAUGAGCUCAUUCAGAGAGCUCUCAAUUGAUUGUUUCUACAACUGAUUCAGUUCCAUUAAGAUUGACAUCAUUUCCAGCUAGUUUGUAGAGAAUAAAGUGUAGCCAUGUCAUGAUGAGCACAAUGUCACUAGAGGUCGCCCUGUUUCUCAGAACUGGAGACCCAUUGCAUAGUGGUCAACUGAAAUUAAUCUCAAGGCUUCCCAGCUAAAAAAAAAAUGUGUUACUAAUGUAAAAUUAAAAA